Messenger RNA from Dendrobium catenatum, 2270 nucleotides. Its product is annotated as 5'-adenylylsulfate reductase-like 5. The record is from RefSeq and is a predicted model, not a curated record. The transcript has 5 exons. Bases 1143 to 1967 code for a protein of 274 amino acids. NCBI's taxonomy places the organism in Eukaryota, Viridiplantae, Streptophyta, Magnoliopsida, Asparagales, Orchidaceae.
CUGCCGGCUUACGGAUCCGUCGCGGCUCGGCCGCUCUGCGCUCGAUCGGACCUCGCGGGACUUGCGGAUUCUCUUAGGUCGCAGUGCCCUAUUUGGAUCGAGCGUUCUUUGCCGGAAGAGGGUCUAUAUAAUCUUUGAAGUGGUUGAUUUGGAUGAUUUUUGCGUAGAAAGGGUGCAUAUAAGGAGUUUGUGAUCUAAGUUUGUCCAGAAGAAAACAUUAUUUGGCAUUAAUACAAUUAGUGUUGAUAUUUAAGUUUUGGUGAGCCACCCUUACCUCAUACUUGAUUUAUGUAACUUGUUCUUAAUCAAAGUUUUGCAUUUAAUUUUAAACUGAUGAAGGAAUCUAGUGAGCUUUAAAUAAAAUAAAAACAUCUGAUUAAUUAAGUAAAAAUCAAUAAUUUAGGUCUAUAUUGAUCUCCCAUCAUUCAUUAAUCACAAAAACUAACUUACACAACUACACACGGCCACACAAAUACAUGCAUAUUUUUAUUUGAACUUUUAAAGUUCUUGUGCGUGAACAAUAGCCAGUGCAAAUAAAUAAUUGCAUACACGCGGACGUUUUGCAUACACAUAUAUAUAGUUGAAUUAACCCACUUUUUGCUCUAGCUUGACUCAUUUCUCACCUUCAAAAUACUCAUAUUUAUGUGGACUCCAUUGAUUAUUAUUUAUCUAACUUCUUUUUAUAUGAUAUAUGUGGCUACUUAAAUGCCUAUGUUGUAAACUAUCACAUUAAUUUGAUUGAAUGUAUUAGUCAUAGUAGAUGGAAAAAUCACCAUUGCCGUCCAAAUCUUGUACGUAAAUGGUUUUUGGUUGAUGUUAGGUCAACAAUCAAUCACAGAGCAUUUGCCAAAGAGCAUGAAAUGAAUUAAAUUAUGAAUUUAUCUAGCGCUACUUUGCUCCCAUGAUUGACACAUCUUAGCCUAAUCUGAUUAUGAUGAAAAAUAGGCAAGGAAUUGCUAGGUUCUUACCAUUAAGUGAUGCAUCAUAACUUAAUGUGAUUAUAAGAAGAAAUAUUCUUGGGAAGGCUAAGAUGUCUCCCUCAAGUGACACAACACAAUUUAACCUGGGUUAAGGGUUGCCUAGUUCUGAAAGAUUGGUAGUCCAAAAAUGUGAUUGCGAAGACAGAAUGGUCUCGGUGAAAAAUGCAGGUGAUUUCAAAGGAGGCCAGACAAACACCAUCUCAUGGGCGUGCAACAUUUAGGCCAGACAGACACCAUCUCAAGGUUCAAGGUGAUACUCUUGAUAAAAAGUUGGCUCAGGUUAAGGAUGGUGCAUAUUUUUCUGUUCUUUUCCAUGCAACUUGGUGUCCCUUCUCACGGAAUGUUAAAACCACUUUUGAUGCACUUAGCUCUAUGUUUCCACAAAUUUGGCAUUUAACAGUCGAAGAAUCCUCUGCUAUUCCAAGGUACAACGAUGGCUGUGUUUUUUCAAGAUAUGGGAUCCAUAGUUUUCCAUCCAUUUUGUUAGCCAACAGAACUGCGUGGAUAAGAUAUCAUGGCUCAAAAGAUCUCGAUUCAUUAGCACACUUCUAUAGACAAACUACGGGCCAAUAUCCAGUUGCAUUUUUCCAUGUGGACCAACCGAAGGAGAAGGCAAAGGUUGUCCAGCCAUGGCACCGACCUGUUGGUGAACUUCUAAGGAAUGAACUCUAUCUGACAUUCUCUCUACUUUUUGUUCUCCUGAGGGCAUUUACUUAUUUCUUCCCAAAGUUUAUCUCGGAAAUCAAAGCCUUCUGGAUGGUCUAUACCUUCCGCCAUCUGAACCUUGGCACCUUAAUUGAAUUGAGCCAACCCCUGGUGCGUUUUCUGCAUGUAAUUGAUAUGAAGAGAGCAUGGAACAAGCUUCGGCUAUCGAACACGACAAGAAAUUUUCACAAAGGAGCUAAAAAUGCGCGCGUGUGGGCAUCUUCCUUGGCUUCUGUCUCGCUAGGCGAAUCAUCUUCUUUAAGGUCCACCCACUUGAACUAAUUAUCUCUUUGUUUCUUGAGGUCGAUGCAUGGUGUUUUGAUCACAAAAAAUCUGAGUUCUUCAGAUCUAUGUGGAGAGUUGUUUAGGAAAAAGUUCAUCUUUUCUUCUUUGAUGAAUGUUCUGGUUUGGAACUUCUCCAUGUGAGAUUGGACGCAUGAGAAAAGGGUCUUAGCAUGUAAAUUUUCAGGACCUUUAUCAUUUUGUAUAUUAAUACACUUGCAUGCACUAAGUGCGGUGCAACAUCAUUGUGUACUCCUAUGGUUUACAUUUCUGUUUAUUAAAAGACUAUUAGCCUUCAACAAA